Myotis brandtii (Brandt's bat) is the source of this 561-nucleotide messenger RNA. Its product is annotated as 40S ribosomal protein S24. Gene Ontology annotation, biological process: translation. The record is from RefSeq and is a predicted model, not a curated record. The coding region runs from base 1 to 561 and encodes 186 amino acids. NCBI's taxonomy places the organism in Eukaryota, Metazoa, Chordata, Mammalia, Chiroptera, Vespertilionidae. The transcript has 2 exons. Gene Ontology annotation, cellular component: ribosome. Gene Ontology annotation, molecular function: structural constituent of ribosome.
AUGGACGCCACUGCAACUCCCUGGACCAAGAAGCCCAUGACCCACAGACUACUCCAGCGGAAGCAAAUGGUCAUUGGCGUCCUUCACCUUGGGAUGGCAACAGUACCCACGGCAGAAAUUCGGGGGAAACUAGCCAAAGUGUACACGAUCACAGCAGAUGUCAUCUUUGUGUUUGGAUUCAGAACCCAUUUUGGCGGUGGCAAGACCACUGGCAUCGGCAUGAUUUAUGAUUCCUUGGCUUACGCAAGGAAAAAUGAACUUAAAUGUGGACCUGCAGGACAUGGCCUGUCUGAGAAGGCCUCAAGAAAACCACAAAAGGAACGCAAGAGCAGGAUGAAGAAAGGCAGACGGACUGCAAAGGCCAAUGUUGGUGUUGCAAAAAGGAGAGAAGAUCUUCAGUGCUUUUAUCCGUGGACCCCUGCCUCGGCCAUGAAAAGGAGCCUGGACCAGCCUGCUGGAGGGACAGAGAACAAGAACGGGCCAGUCUGCGGAGUAGAGCCACACCUGACACUGUGCUACAUCCACCAGCCACAGCUCAGCCGCCCACUGGCCACAGAGUAA